Molecule: messenger RNA, 1330 nt
Organism: Pundamilia nyererei
Lineage: Eukaryota; Metazoa; Chordata; Actinopteri; Cichliformes; Cichlidae
Gene: st3gal7
Product: ST3 beta-galactoside alpha-2,3-sialyltransferase 7
Exons: 8
Coding region: 103-1284 (393 amino acids)
Molecular function (GO): lactosylceramide alpha-2,3-sialyltransferase activity
Source: RefSeq, a predicted model, not a curated record
UGUUAUGUUCUUCUCCUCUCCUCUCACCCAUGGAGCUCAGGCAAGGACACAGUUAACAAUCAGCUUGUCUUUUAUCAUCCUGGCUGUGAAAGUACGAGCGCCAUGGUAACGCUGAAUCGCUUGAGUGUAGCAGACCUGGACGACAGCUCUCAGCAGCUGCCUGAGGCCGCAGAAGCGGCAACCCCAAGACCAGCCUUUCACAGGAAGAAAGUGGUCCCAAAGACUGACUCCAGAGAUGUUUUUCUCAACAGAGAGGAGAACCUUUUCUUUAGCCUGAUGCUGCUGAUCGGAUGUUAUUUGGCUAUUCUGAUUCCUGCUUAUCUCCCCGCGGACAAGGUGGCAGCUAUCAGAGACGACUAUCAACAACCCAAAGAUAUGGCCGUACUAAAUCGGUCAGCCUCUCUGCUGGCAGGACCUUGUCUGCCUCGCUGGUGUCUAAACCACCUCAAGCACCUGUCUUGUCCUGUUGGCCUCCAAGACAUCCCUGUGUUUGUACAGCAGGAGAGGCGUGAGCCAUGGAGUCUGUCUCCUCCUCUUGGGUUUCAGGGCAUCGAACAGCAUCUCGCUGUAGCGCUCGCCACUCUGCCUCAACCUGGCCUGCCUCCAUCAUUGAAGAGAGAAGGCAGCUGCACGCGAUGCGUGGUCGUGGGUAGUGGAGGAAUUCUUCAUGGGAGCCAUCUUGGAUCACAUAUAGAUCAGUAUGACAUCAUUAUCAGGCUGAAUAAUGCUCCGGUGCACGGCUUUGAGAGAGAUGUUGGUUCGAGGACAACCAUCCGCCUGACGUACCCAGAGGGAGCACCUCACUCCUCAAACGAGUACAGAAAGACUAGCAUAUUUGCUGUGGUGGUCUUUAAGAGCCUCGAUUUAGACUGGCUUACUUCUGUCAUCACCAAACAACCUCUGAGCUUCUGGUCCAAAAUGUGGUUCUGGAAGGAAGUUGUGGAUCAUAUCCCCCUGACACCAGAGAGCUUCAAGAUCGUCCACCCAGAGAUUAUUCACAAGAUGGGCCAAGUUAUAGAGAAAUAUGAACUGAACCAGAGAAAUAACAUAUUGCCAACAAUUGGUGCCACUGGAGUGGUGAUGGCUUUGCAGAUGUGCGACCAGGUGAGCCUGGCUGGGUUUGGGUAUGACAUGCAGCACCCCGAGGCCAGGCUUCAUUAUUAUGAGGCCAUACGCAUGGACACAAUGAAGUCUCAAGUGGUGCAUGAUAUAACUGCUGAAAAACUCUUCUUGAAGGACCUGGUGGCUGCAGGCGUAGUGACUGACCUAACAGGAGGGGUAUGAGUCAAAGAUUGGUGAUAUACAGAACUGAAGAACCCUACACACUGCA